UAAAUCAUAAUUUCCUAAACUGCAUUCCAUACAUAUAUAAUCAAAUAAAUAUGGAAGUAUGUACACAAGUAGCAGCAAGGAUGUGGUAAACAGGUGCAUUUAUAAAGUGUCCAGUCGAGCAGUUAUUGCACCCGUUUUUAAAUAUGUGUGUUUUUAUGGAUUAUGAGUUCAGACUCUAACAAAUACUGAAAUUUGAUUCCAUUCAUAAACUCCUGGACUUUAAUAUCUCCUUCGUGUUUCAGUGAGAUCUGUGCUCCUGUCCAGCACUUUAACAACAUACAUGUCAGCGUGUGAUGAUCACGUGAUCACAGCAGCUGAAGCAGGAACUCACCUGCGGCUCGUCAUCAGGUGCACGUGCGUUGCUCGACACAAUCAAUCGGAUGACGCUCAGGUGUGCGCGCGAGGCCGAUGUCCGACAGGUGUCGAGACAGGAAGGGAUAACUAAACACCAGAAGCUGUUUUUAUUCAUCCUAAAUAUAACCGAUAAUAUGUUAAACACAUAAAAUACAGUGACAGACGCGUUUGCAGAUAUUUGGUGAUCAUUAUCGGUGUUCGGUUACCAUGGAAACAUGAAGGAGUGGAGCUGAGCUGCGGGUCAUUGAGGCUCCGGGCUGGUUUCUGGCAUCAUGUCGGACGGAGAGUCUCGACCGUCGGAGGCUGUUUUCACUCAGCUGCAGCAGGGACACGUUUAUAUCGACACAGGCUCCUCCGGGCCGGAAGACAUCUUCGAGGAGGACUCCUACUCUCCGUCCUCGCUGUCCUCGUCCUCUCUGUCCUCCGUCCCCGCCUCGGCCCCCCUGCAGGGGAAGACUCUGUGCUCCUCCUGCGGCCUGGAGAUCGUGGACAGAUACCUGCUAAAGGUGAACAACUUGUGCUGGCACGUUCGCUGCCUCUCAUGCAGUGUUUGUAAAACCUCACUGGGCCGACAUGUGAGCUGUUACAUCAAAGACAAACAAGUUUUCUGCAAACUUGACUACUUUAGGAGGUAUGGGACCCGCUGCGCUCGCUGUGGCCGUAACAUCCACUCCAGCGACUGGGUGCGUCGGGCGAGAGGAAGCACCUUCCACCUGGCCUGUUUCUCCUGCACCUCUUGCAAGCGGCAGCUCUCCACUGGGGAGGAAUGUGGACUUCUGGAGAACAGAGUGUUCUGCCGAUCGCACUACGAGAUCAUGAUGGAGAAUCUCAAACGUGCCAAGGAGAAUGAACCAAAAGUAGAGGAAGAAGUGACCGACAAAGACGACUCCAGCUCCAUCCCCAGACCUGCUAAGAGGGCCAGGACCAGCUUCACCGUGGACCAGUUACAGGUGAUGCAAACCCAGUUUGCCAAAGAUAACAACCCAGAUGCUCAGACUCUGCAGAAGCUGGCAGAGAGGACUGGCCUCAGCCGCAGGGUUAUUCAGGUCUGGUUCCAGAACUGUCGAGCUCGUCAAAAGAAACACAUCAGCCCGAGUGCUGCCUCUUCAGCCAUGAUGACGUCUCUCACUCCUGGUCAGCUGACUCCACCGCUGAUGGAAGAUCUUCAAUACACAACCUAUAUUUCUCCAGACGCACCCCUCCUCACGACACUGACCUAUAUGGACGUCCAAACUCCAGAUCCACUUUUGCUUCAGCCACUUCUAUCCCAUUCAUUGACGCAGCUACCAGUCAGCCACACCUGAGCUUCAGCCUGCCUCCUGAGAAGAACUGAAGCUGAUUGUUUGAUGGGAGGAUGAAGAGCACAUCAUUACGCUUUAAUUUAAAAAAUCCUGUAAGGAUUGGGUCAGUUGAAAUUUAGUAACUGUCCAGAAAAAGAGUCGCACUGAAUUUUCACUGCUGCCUCGUGUGAGCAGACACUUUGAAGAAUCAACUUGUUGGCACUGAAUUGAUUUCAUUCUAUCAGACAGGGAUUCAUGGAUGAGAAUAAGUUGAAAAUGUCAAGUAAAAUAUUGAAUUUUGUAAGAUGAAAGUUUUGUUAAUAUGUGUUAAGAUUUUUUUUGUACUUAAUUUAUUUGGAGGAUUUGAUGAGAUAAGGCACUUUGCUGGAAAAUGAUGUAAAAUCGAUUUGGUUUUGAGUCAAAUGUUAUACUUUAAGACUGUAACUGAGAAAAUGUCAGUUCUGGCAUCUACAAGAGUGAAAAUCAGAUGUUUUUUGUUCCUGACUAAAGACUACUAGAAAAUUUGGGAUUGGGUUGUACUGCAAAUUAAAACCACAGAUUGGUACAUUCAUGGAGGAAGUCUACUGUUCCUUUCAGUAUUAUUGGCUCAAAAAACAUGUGCAAUGUAUUAAACAGCAACUUUAAUACUGGGCAAAUGAUAUUACCUCAGCUAAUUUAUAGUUCAGCAUGUGUUAAACACAGAUGAAAAGCAAUACAAUUUAUAAAUGUUUCCUUAGAUUUUGAAAGUUAUAUUUUACGUCAUGUCAUGUCUUACCUACACACAGGAAACAGAUGGAGUUUAGUAUUUGAUAUUGGUGUUGGGGAUUCAAGUUCAUGUACCAUAGUUUUGUUUCUUUGCUUGGCAGAAUUUAUUUGCUCCUUUGAAUCGGUUACUGUGGAAAGGAUAUCAGUGGUUGUAUGAGAGUACUUAUACUCAUGUUUGUACUUCUAAAUGUAAAAUUUGGGGGUAGUUGGACCAAUUCUUUUGAUUAUCUGCUACUUAAAUAUUUAAUCUACAUCCAGACAAACCUGUAUUUACUUGACUAUGUUUAUCUGACAUCGUACAAGUUGCUUUGCAGUGACACAGUAUGAUCAGUUAAUAGACUAAAGUGCAGUGUUAAAGAAUA
Amphiprion ocellaris (clown anemonefish) is the source of this 2761-nucleotide messenger RNA. RefSeq names its product LIM/homeobox protein Lhx8-like. The coding region runs from base 627 to 1658 and encodes 343 amino acids. The record is from RefSeq and is a predicted model, not a curated record. Gene Ontology annotation, biological process: forebrain neuron development; neuron differentiation; regulation of transcription by RNA polymerase II. Gene Ontology annotation, cellular component: nucleus. Gene Ontology annotation, molecular function: DNA-binding transcription factor activity, RNA polymerase II-specific; RNA polymerase II transcription regulatory region sequence-specific DNA binding. Lineage: Eukaryota; Metazoa; Chordata; Actinopteri; Pomacentridae. The transcript has 8 exons.